This is a messenger RNA of Camponotus floridanus (Florida carpenter ant), 1710 nucleotides long. RefSeq names its product solute carrier family 35 member F6 (gene Tango9). Gene Ontology annotation, cellular component: Golgi membrane; intracellular membrane-bounded organelle. NCBI's taxonomy places the organism in Eukaryota, Metazoa, Arthropoda, Insecta, Hymenoptera, Formicidae. The coding region runs from base 459 to 1592 and encodes 377 amino acids. Gene Ontology annotation, molecular function: pyrimidine nucleotide-sugar transmembrane transporter activity. The transcript has 9 exons. Gene Ontology annotation, biological process: pyrimidine nucleotide-sugar transmembrane transport. The record is from RefSeq and is a predicted model, not a curated record.
UGACAUUCUGUCAAUUUUCUCAUAUCAUCUGCUCGCUGUCAGAUUCUUUUAUUAGCUCUAACACGUCAACACGUCAACACGUUUCCAUUGUUUCGUUUCCAUUGGUUCGAUAUGUUGUAUAUAUAGUGUUUGGGAAAUCAAACAAAGUUAAUUUUUUCGAACUGAGGUUGCGUUAAUCUAAUAUUACUCACUGUCAGCAAAUGUAGAUAUGUGUAAUAUGAAAACCGUCAUACAAACGAAUUUGUAUCUUAUAUCCUCUUGAAAAGACUUCGGAGAAGAACAUUACUAUUCAUUGCUCAUUUUCACUGUCUUUCAUCAUUUAAUGACAGUGAAAUUUGGAUUGACUGUUGGAUCUUACUUUACCCAAUCGAUGCAAAUUUAAAAAUCAUACUUACGAGGAACUGAUCAGAACAGAUAUAUUCAAUCCAACAAAUUUAUUUUUAUAUCAGUCGUCAACAAUGGCGUGGACAAGUUAUCAACGUACAUUAGCAUUACUUCAAAUAAUUACAGGCUCAUUUAACACUUUAUCAGUUAAAUAUGCAGAUCGACAAGUGGUACUUGGAGAAGAUCAACAACUUAGAUAUUUUAAUCAUCCUUUUAUGCAAUCAUUAUUUAUGUUUAUUGGAGAGGCUCUUUGCUUUUUAGCAUUUAAAGUCUUCUAUUAUUAUUAUAAUCGACGAGCUGAUGGCUCUGUAGAUAAUAAUGUACUCACUAAGGGUUCGAGGAGUUUUAAUCCUUUCAUUUUAUUUGUACCUGCAUUGUGUGAUAUGUUUGCAACAUCCAUAAUGUACAUUGGUCUGAAUAUGACUUAUGCAAGUAGUUUUCAGAUGUUGCGUGGAUCAGUAAUCAUUUUUACAGGAAUACUUUCUAUUGGAUUUCUCGAUAGAAAAUUGGGAGCAAGAGAAUGGAUAGGCAUUGGUUUUGUCAUAACUGGCUUAGCAUUUGUUGGUGUUAGUGAUAUAUUAACAAUGGAGGACAGUGAUAUCAGUGCAAACUCUAUAAUCACUGGAGACUUGCUUAUUAUAUUUGCUCAGGUAAUAACAGCUGUUCAAAUGGUUGUGGAAGAAAAAUAUAUGACGCAACAAGAUAUUCCUGCAUUACAAGCAAUUGGAUGGGAGGGUAUUUUUGGAUUUAUCGGUAUUUCUAUUAUUUUGAUUCCUCUCAAUUACAUUACUGCACCACCACCUUUCGCUGACAAUUCACGCGGUACGCUUGAAGCCACCGCGGAAGCUCUUAUCGAAAUUGGAAGCAGUAGUAAAUUGUUGAUAGCUGUUAUCGGUAUAUCAUUUAGUAUUGCUUUCUUUAACUUUGCUGGUAUUAGUGUUACCAAAGAGAUGAGUGCUACGACGAGGAUGAUUUUAGAUAGUGUACGAACGAUCUUAAUAUGGGCUUUUUCUUUAGCGUUUCAAUGGCAGGCCUUUCAUUACAUGCAGCUCAUUGGUUUUGUGAUUCUUUUAAUCGGUAUGGCAUGUUACAACAACAUCAUAAUUCCACAAAUAAUCAACAAAUAUCGAUGCCGUUUAGGACGCCAUGUAGUUGAUGAAAAUCGUAUUAUUAAUACCGCUGCAGAUGAUUUGCAAGAAACAGCGUGAAAGACUAUGCAAUUUGGAUAUCCUAUGCCGCAUGAUUUUCACUAGUAUUCUGCUAUACCUUUUCUACUGAAUAUGAAUGAACCAAAUCUAUGAAUGUAAUAAAUCUUUAUAUUGUGUA